Messenger RNA from Thunnus maccoyii (southern bluefin tuna), 1882 nucleotides. RefSeq names its product ectonucleoside triphosphate diphosphohydrolase 5-like. Gene Ontology annotation, biological process: nucleoside diphosphate catabolic process. Gene Ontology annotation, cellular component: membrane. NCBI's taxonomy places the organism in Eukaryota, Metazoa, Chordata, Actinopteri, Scombriformes, Scombridae. Bases 135 to 1433 code for a protein of 432 amino acids. The transcript is spliced from 14 exons. The record is from RefSeq and is a predicted model, not a curated record. Gene Ontology annotation, molecular function: UDP phosphatase activity; GDP phosphatase activity.
UUAUUCUGGCUCAGCAAUUCACAACCUGCAAUGUUCCCAUUGUGAUUGUCUGCAAAACAACUUUAUCAGUAGUGAUGACGUCACUGCAAAUUAGCCGUGAGGAGAGUGCUGCUAGUCGGACAUCAUGAGUGAAGAUGAAGCCCACCGUGCCACUGCUGCUCCUGGUCCUGCUCUCUGUCGCGGGGCCGAGCCGAGCCCAGGUGAUGACGUCUCUCCUGGACCUGACCAGCAGCAUCAGGAACAUCCUUCCCAAUCUCAGCCGCCCGGCAAACCACAGCCGCAUCUUCUACGCGGUGAUGUUUGAUGCAGGGAGCACAGGGACACGCAUCCACGUCUACACCUUCAUCCAGAGUGACUCAGAGGAGCUGCCUGUUUUGGACAAUGAGAUGUUCCAUUCCAUAAAGCCUGGUUUGUCGGCAUAUGCUGACUCCCCUGAAAUGGCUGGACACACAGUGAGGAUGUUGUUGAAGGUGGCCAAGAAGACUGUGCCUCGCCUGGAGUGGAAGAGGACUCCAGUGGUCCUCAGAGCCACAGCCGGACUUCGACUGCUGACCGCAGAGAAAGCCCAGGGUCUUCUGGACCAGGUUCAACACGUGUUUGAUGAAUCUCCUUUUUUGGUCUUAGACAACAGCGUCAGCAUAAUGGACGGCACAAAUGAAGGAAUCCUGGCUUGGAUAUCUGUGAACUUUCUGACAGGUCACCUGUACGCACAAACCAAAAAGACAGUGGGAAUCUUGGAUUUGGGAGGAGGAUCUACGCAGAUCACAUUCCUGCCAAAGCUGAGGAAAACCAUUGAAAGUGUUCCUGUUGCUGAUUACGUUGCCAGAUUUGACUUCUUGAACUCAUCAUUUGAACUGUACACUCAUAGUUACCUGGGAAAUGGACUGAUGGCAGCGCGACUGGCCACACUGGGCGCUUUGGGUGCAGAAGGUUUGGAGUGGCGAGUUUUCAAAAGUUCCUGCCUGCCAAAGAAGUUUCAGGAUGAAUGGAGCUUUGGAGGGCUAACCUAUCAAGUGAGCGGAGACCCAGAUGGUUAUGCAGGAUACAAGCUCUGUUAUCAGGAAGUACUUAAGGUGGUGAAGGGAAUUAUUCACCAGCCGUAUGAGCGCGAAGACAGCAACGUAUUCUAUGCAUUCUCAUAUUACUUUGACAGAGCUGUGGAUGCAGGCCUUAUCGAUGGGGUCCAGGGAGGGAUGCUGGAGGUCAGAGACUUCAAGAAGAGAGCUAAAGAGGUGUGCAAUAAGAUGACCAAGAACCCUUCCAUCAGUCCUUUCCUGUGUAUGGACAUGACCUACAUCACUUGUCUACUCAAGGAUGGGUUUGGCUUCAAGGAGAGCACCGUGCUGCAGCUGACCAAGAAAGUGAACAACGUGGAGGCAAGCUGGGCUUUAGGCGCCACAUUGGACCACUUCCACAACCUGAAGAUCCACUAAGGAGAAGGGAGGUGGUGCUCAUUAACAAACACGAGUAAAUCCACACUACCUUAUCUAACAGGCCCAGACAUCUGCUGUUUGUGUCAUAAGGACAGAACUAACCUCAUGAGUAAUUCUUUAUUUCUUUUAAAAAGCAAUUAUUCUAAAGUGUUAAUACAUUGAGCUGUAAAUGAGCAAUGUGUUGCCUUACUCAGAGAACAAGUGACGCACUGGAAUUUGACAUUUGAAUAACACACAGUUAAAAGGACCAGUGUGUAGGAUUUAGUGGCAUCUAGCAGUGAGGUUGGAGAUUGCAACCAUCGGACGACCCCUGCCCUCCCCUCCCGGCGUGUAGGAGAAUCUACAGGGGCUAGAACCAGCGUUUGGUUUGUCUGCUCUGGGCUACUGUAGAAACAUGGUGGCCCCCGUGGAAGGGGACCCACUCCCUAUGUAGAUAUAAAGGUCUCAUU